Messenger RNA from Thlaspi arvense, 801 nucleotides. The record is from the annotation of a GenBank genome assembly. Lineage: Eukaryota; Viridiplantae; Streptophyta; Magnoliopsida; Brassicales; Brassicaceae.
AUGAGGCAAUAUUUUGACUGUUUGAAUGAUGGCGAGAAGGCUGAUGAUGAAAACGGUGGAGACGAAGAAAACAGAGAGGAAGAAGAAAGUGAUGAUGAAAACCGAGUGGAAAGUAGCGAGGACGAGAGAGAAGAAGAACGUCAUGAAGAGCGAGAGGAAGAAGGUGGUCAAGAAGUAACUAGACCGGAAGAAGAAGUGCAAUCUGAGGAUGAGAACCAGAUAUUAGGUGAAGUUGGAGCUGAUGACCCACGGUUUGCAAACUUGUUUGCACUAGCUGAACUAGAGACUCCUACAGUUCGUUCAAAGGGUACUCAACCUAAUGUGGAUGUUGAAGCUGGUUACGACAGUGAAGUCGAGGGUGAAAGAGUACUUCCUCCUGGUGAAUAUCCAGAUUCUCCAGAAGACACUGAUGAAGAAGGCAGCAACCCAUAUCCACCAAGAAAACAUAGGGCUACUAAAUCACAGCCUACAACUCUACCAUCUAUGCCUACUCAAUCCCAACCUUCUACUGCGCCUCAACCCUCAAUAAGGCCACAAAAUGAAGCUUCAUCAUCAACUGUACCUGCUUCUACUGCACCUCAAGUCUCAACAGGGCCACAAACUGAAGCGGGAUCAUCUACUGCAGCUGCUGCAACAGGGCGUCGUCGUGGACGUCCUCCUGGAAGAGGACAAGCUCGUAAGGUGACAGUUCCGAGAGGAAUCGGUGUGUACAUGUGCCCAUUUUCUAAUCGGGUGUUUGAAUGCUUUGGUUCCACAUCAAGACAAGUAGGAGGUGACUCUUCCAAAGGUCCAAAUUCACGC